AUGACCGAGUACGACUUCUCCCCCGAAGCGCAUAUGCGGCAUAUGCAGACGCAGGCCCGCGUCACUCACUGGGUGUCCGACCAGCGAUACCGUGCGCCGGCCUACACCAAUCCGUUCGGGGAGAAGGACAACAAAGGCCCUGCUGCGCCGAAGGAUCAGCGGGCGCGGGAUCGGGAUUGGGAUAGGCAGCAGCAGCGGCCGAGUCAUCCACGUGCACGGUCUGUGCCCCCUCCCCAGCCCCAGGUCUUCCAACCGCAGGUGUCUACAUCCCGCCUGCCAGACAGGAAGGGCUCCCGCACGCGUGCUCUGGACGUCGGUGACGAAGCUCGGCGCCCUACCCAUGCUCGCGGUCGCUCUGCCCCCCUGCUCGAACCUAGGGCGUCUGCAUCUCGCCCGUCGCAUGGCCCACCGCCCGUUCGCUCGCAGACCCAAGCUCCGCCUCGUCGGUCGCAGUCGCAGCACCAUUCGCAGUCGCACGCUCCCCACACUGUGGAGCGCGACGUACACCGCUCAAACUCGCAUUCAUAUUCGCACCGGGACCGGGACCGAGACCGAGAUGUCCACCGUUCGAACUCUCACCGAGUUCAUCGCUCGAAUUCGCAGUCACAAUCGUACAUUGUACAUAGCUCGAAUCCACAGCCACGCCCGUAUGAUCUGCAUCGGUCGAACUCGCGUUCGCAGCAGGUGCCGUACUAUCAGCAAGCUACGCCGAGCGUCGCGCUGCCGCUGAUUCCACCUGAGUAUCGGCCUCCUCCUGGUGCCAGGGUUGUUUUUAACUACUACGACCCUGGGACGCGCGAGAUAAUGCUGCCCGAGGACGGGAAUCUGCACUACAUCAUUCCGCCGGCAGGGGGAAAAGUAGUCAUGGACAAAUUCUCCGGGGGACAUCGCCCGAACGCUGAUUCCAAGAAGGGCACGCUGCUGAAGCGCCUCAUUGCGAACCUCGGUCCGUCGAACCACGGCACCAUGCGUAGGAGCAACUCCGGACGCUCGCAUACGCGUUCGUACUAG
Molecule: messenger RNA, 1011 nt
Organism: Sparassis crispa
Lineage: Eukaryota; Fungi; Basidiomycota; Agaricomycetes; Polyporales; Sparassidaceae
Exons: 2
Coding region: 1-1011 (336 amino acids)
Source: RefSeq, a predicted model, not a curated record